AUGUCUGGAGCUGAAGAGACCGCUCCAACAGAAACAUGGGAGUCUCCUCAGUACGAGGCCUCACUUCCUGUCACAGAGAAGUCUAAUCCUCUGAGCCAGGACCUGGACAGAGCUUCAGCCAAUCAGAUUUCCAGGAUCCUCCACGCCUGCGAUAUGCAAAUGAUCCGAGGAGAGUCCGGCGGCCCCAGAGCCAUGGGCGGCCCCAGGUCCAUGGGCGGCCCCAGAGCCACGGGCGGCCCCAGAGCCACGGGCGGCCCCAGAGCCACGGGCGGCCCCAGAGCCACGGGCGGCCCCAGAGCCACGGGCGGCCCCAGAGCCAUGGGCGGCCCGCACCAGAGACUUCUGAGCGACGCUGUGUUGGAAACGGUGAUGGAGGUAGCUCUAAGGUUAGAGAAGAUCCUCAAGGACCCAGACCGAGACCGAGACCGAGACCCAGACCCAGACCGAGACCACAGCCGGGUCGUGCUCAGUGGGUGUGGGACGUCCGGGCGUCUGGCGUUUUUCGUGGCGACGAGUUUCAACAAAGCAUUGAAGGAGUUGAACCGGCAACCCAUAUACACGUACACGAUCGCAGGAGGAGACCGGGCUCUGUUCACCUCACAAGAAGCACCGGAGGAUGACGCUGCACUGGGCAUGCGCUGUUUACAACAGGUGAGUGAAGGACAGAAGCAGGUUCUGUUCAUUGGAAUCUCCUGUGGUUUGUCAGCUCCAUUUGUUGCUGGUCAACUGGACUUCUGCCUCCGACACCCGGACGUCUUCACCCCGGUGGUGAUGGGGUUUAAUCCUGCACAUCAGGCCAGGUCUGACCCUGUCCCAGGCUGCGGCUUCACCUUCUCUGACGUCAUGCAGCGGAUGCAGAGGGCUCCACAUGAGGCCUUCAUCAUCAGCCCUACAGUGGGGGUCAGUCCUACAGGGGGGGGGGUGGGGUUAGGCCUACAGGGGGGGUCAGGCCUACGGGGGGGGGGGUCAGGCCUACGGGGGGGGGGUCAGGCCUACAGGGGGGGUCAGGCCUACAGAGGGGGUCAGGCCUACGGGGGGGGGUCAGUCCUACAGGAGGGGGUCAGGCCUACAGGGGGGGUCAGGCCUACAGAGGGGGGGGGGGUCAGGCCUACAGAGGGGGGUCAGCACUACAGGAGGGGUCAGUCCUACAGGGGGGGGGGGGGUCAGUCCUACAGUGAGGGUCAGGCCUACAGGGGGGUCAGUCCUACAGGGGGGUCAGGCCUACGGGGGGGGGUCAGGCCUACAGGGGGGGUCAGGCCUACAGAGGGGGGUCAGUACUACAGGGGGGGUCAGUCCUACAGGGGGGGGGUCAGUCCUACAGUGGGGGUCAGGCCUACAGGAGGGGUCAGUCCUACAGGGGGGGGGUCAGUCCUACAGUGGGGGGGUCAGUUCUACAGUGGGUCAGUUAACUCUCAGGCUUCUUCAGUGGGUCAGUUAACUGUCAGUGUUCUACAGUGGGUCAGUUAA
Knipowitschia caucasica is the source of this 1467-nucleotide messenger RNA. The record is from the annotation of a GenBank genome assembly. Lineage: Eukaryota; Metazoa; Chordata; Actinopteri; Gobiiformes; Gobiidae.